Molecule: messenger RNA, 2657 nt
Organism: Durio zibethinus
Lineage: Eukaryota; Viridiplantae; Streptophyta; Magnoliopsida; Malvales; Malvaceae
Source: RefSeq, a predicted model, not a curated record
AAAUGAAUCAAAUGUUAUGAUUUCGUAUUGGUUAUUGAUUUUUUUAAUUUUUUUAAAUUUUUUUUCUUUCCCCUAGCUUUAAAUCUAGAAAGAAUGCAUGGUGAAAUUGCGUCAAGUCAAAUAAUUGUGCUAGAGAUGAUCUAAAAUCUGAUUAAUUAGUUGAGCCUCAAACAUCUGCUAGAAUAUACUAACGACCAACCAUCAUAUUUGUCAAAAAGCACCCCUAGCUAUUGUCAUUCACUCCGACAAAAUGAGAAAAGGAAAUUCUUUUCUUUUUUGCUAAGCUAUCUUGUUUUUCACCAAAGACUAGACAACGCCAAUGUUUUAUAAUGAACAAUGAAAGAUUUUUGUAGUCAAACGUAGAUAAAAAGCACUUGAGUGCCCAUAAGUGCCUUCCCAUGUGCAUCCAAUCCCAGUUCCCACCCCAACCCCCCCUUCAUCUCCAACCCUUAACCUUCUUAUUUGCAACAAUUUCUUUAAUUUUUAAAAUGUCUGAGAAAAUCCUUGCCUGUAAAUUAUAAUUAUAUAAAUCAUAUAAGGUAGAAGGAUCACUUAAGGAUUAUUUUGUUAAUUUAUAUUUAAUUAAAUUAAUACAUAUCAAUACUCUAACCCUAUUUGUGAAGUAAAUUUUUUUUUUAAAAGCUGGGCAUAAAUAAAGAAUAUAUCAUAAUGAAUUUAAGUUUAUAUUUUGUCAUGAAUGAAUUAAUUGAUAUCAAGGUAAAGAAUAAAGUCCUGUUGACAUGGUAGAUCUCUUUUGUAAUCUACUCAAAAUCUUAGCUUAAAAAAAUUAAAAAGAAAAAAAAAACCCCAAAGUUGGUGGUUAUAGAAAUAGGAAAGGACGGGAAAGUUUCCAAAGUGGCUUUUGUUUCUUGUCAAUGUUAGUUAAUCUCUUGUCUCAGUCUCUCUCCUCAGUCUCUUCCCUUUAUUCACGCCGCUUUCACUUCCCAAUUUUCAUUCAUGUACUGCUACUUUUUUGUUCAUUGCCAUUUACUUAACCAGAACAAAACAAAAGAACCCAAAAUUUUCAAAGUCUUGUUUCCUCACCCUGUUAGGCUGUUCCCAUCCAUUAGCAUCUGCUCUCUGUUGUUUCCUCACUCUUGUGUUUUGCUCUCUCUUGUUUUCACCAAAAAUGUCUGAAUUUUCUUUGGCUUCCGCAACUGCCAAGAAGAAAACUCAUUUGUCAAGUCUGUUAACUCAUUUGUCAAGUCUGUUGCUCUCUGACUUUAUAAUCUUUUGUUCUUUCAUUCUCUCCCACCCUCUCUAUUUCUCUUACUUCAUCUUCCUCUCCCCUUACCUCUUCAAGAUUUUCUCUUUUCUUUCACCUCUCUUUGUUACCACUAGUCUCUUGCUUCUUGCUUUUUUCACUCUUACUCCCAGCUUUGUCAACCAAGCUGGUUCUUGCCACCUCGAAUAUUUACCAGAAUCCAAGGUAAGUUUCCUACUUACUACCUACCAAACACUUGUUGAAACAUUAAGGUCUAAAGUUAACGAUGAAAGUGAUGGCUUCGGAUGCUUGGAAGAGCUUGAAGCAUAUAAGAUCGUGUUUGAAACAUCAACUACUCUUGAAGUUUUGGAGAUGGCGACCAAAGAAGAUUGCUUGGAAGCUGUUGAUGCUCCCGUUGACAAGGGUGUAAAUGUACGUGAAACAUUGACGAGUACUAGUUUAGAUGAAAAAUCAGGGCAGGUUACGCGUCCAGAAAGUAAUCAGGUAAAGGCAGUGGUGAAGAUCUUUGAAGACUUCUUGCAGGAAAAGGAGGGCGUUGAAAAUUUGUCUUUGAAAAGGAGAGAAAAAGAAGUCAAGUCACUAAGCGUAGAGUCCAAUAAAGGUGAGGAACAAAAAGAAGAAGAGUUGAUGAGAAGCGGAUCCAAGGCAAUGGGGAAUAGAAUAAGUGAUCCUAAAGUGAGUGCUGACAAUGGCGGGGAGCAUGCUGACAAAGCAAUGGUGAAUUCCCAAAGAGCUAAUUGGAGUACUGAAAAUGAUGGAGAUAAUUACAAUUCCAAAGUUACAGAUAACUACCAAACAAUGGGAUCAACUCUUGGGAAUUUCGGGUCAAUGAGGAAAGAGAAGGAGUGGAGGAGGACAUUGGCAUGCAAGCUUUUCGAGGAAAGACACAAUAUGGAAGGAGGUGAAGGGAUGGAUUUGCUUUGGGAGACAUAUGAAACUGAUUCCAAUAAGGUGCAACUGAAAAGCAGGUCAAAGAAAGGAAAGAAAGGUGGCAACGAGUACUACGAUCAUGAUGAGGAUGGCUAUGAGGAAGACUCGGAUGGGCAGUUGUGCUGCUUACAGGCCCUUAAGUUCUCAGCUGGAAAGAUGAAUUUGGGAAUGGGAAGGCCUAAUCUUGUUAAGAUCUCCAAGGCCCUGAAAGGGAUUGGAUGGUUGCACCAUGUUAGCAGCAGACAUGUCAAGAAAGGGGUACCAGUAAAUUAGAUUUUACUCUCUAUUAAACUAUGCUUGAUGAGAAUAGUGGAUAUGUGUAUUUCUCUAAGGAUCACAAGUAAAUAUGUUCUUUGAUUUCACAUGAAAUGUAGCUCUUUUUUCUUUUUCUUUUUCCCACUUGCAUGGGGUUGAUGAAUGAGACAAACAACUGCUAGAGCAUAAAAAAUUUGCAGAAACCCAACUUUGCAUAUUGUGAUUCUGCAUUGCAACAUUUGCUCAU